UUCACAUAUGAAAUAACAUAUAUGUUCAUGUAUGUAUGUGAUGAAUGAUUCGACAAGUCUAACGCAAAGGUACAGACCUGGAAAUCAUCGGCCGAAACCUUACGGCUGAGCGGGAGUGGAAACAACAUCGAAAUUCACCAACUUUGUCAUUCCCGUCACAAUUGGACACCCUGCGGUAUUUUGAGCAUAUCUCCAUUGUUUCUUCACGGAAUCGCAAAUCGUUUGAUUCUGUGGAUUCCUAAGACGUAAGGCUACAACUUUUGUGAAGAAACCGUGUUAAAAUAAUGAGUUUAAAGUGGUCAAAUAUAGCUCACAAGUGGACUCAUAGUUGCUGCCAGGAUUUUGGAUGUUCCAACGAACAACGAUUCCGACGAUUAUUUAUUAACUUCAAUAUUCUAACGCCGAACUUUCUUUGCAAUACCUUCCGGAUGUUCCUAAUAAUUGUUCGAGAGUUUAUGGUAAGUAUUUGGGAUGAAAUAAUGUGAAUUUUGGUGAAGAAAAACAUGCCAACUCGAGGAGCUCGCCACCACUGGUGCAGUCCCGGUAUUUUGGCCAUAUCUUCUUCGUUACUUAACGAAAUUGCGAGCCGUUUGUUGGGUUGGAUUCGUAACGUCCGGGGCUACAACUUUGGUAUAAUAAACAUUUUGAGAAAAUGAACGGAAAAUUUCAGAAUUGACUCACAAUUGGACUGAUUGUCUUAUGCUCAGGAUUUUGGACACUUGAAUGUGGCGACAAAAUGGAGGCCACUGUGACCGCGUCUUUGAAGCCUUUGUUGCCUCAAUCAAAGAUCCAGAAAACUGUCAUCUUAUUCACUGAUCAUCAAAUCUGUUUGAGCCCACUCAAAUUCUCAGCCCUCUAUUACCAUUCUUCUGCUCUUCGUUCUCCAACCGUCAGGUGCAUCGGCGGUGAUGGUAGCUCGUCGGAGGCUGUCCGAGCCCCCUGCGGUUUGGAGGGUGCUUUGGCUGGUAUGGUGGACGGGAGAGUGGAGGCACUUCUGGGUCGGGAAGAGAACCGGGCCUUGCUUGAUGGGUUGGAAAAGGCGACCAUGAGAGUGGAAAUUGCCAAGAAAGAAUUUGCUGAGGUUGAAAGGCGAGAAAUUGAAGCCAAGAUGGUUAGGGUUUACGUUCGCCAGCUUGAAAACAGAGCCUCAGAGAUUGCAGAAUGCCAAAAAGACAUUUCCGAAGCAUUACUUAUGGUUGAAGAGGCUGAACGAAAUCUUUGUUCUAGAAAGGCUUUGAAAGGAAUAGAAAACGAAACAAUGGACAAGCGAAAAGAAUCUUUUAAUGCUGCGUUGAUUUCUGCAGUUGUUGGCACCAUUGCAGGGCUUCCCAUUUCAUUAACUCGGGUCGCCACCAUGGAUGAGCUGAUACUCCAAUUGGCGAUCACUUCUAUUAGUUGUGCACUGUUUGGAGUAACCUUUCGCUAUAUGUUUACUAGAGACUUGGAUAAUUUUUGGCUCAAGACUGGAACACCUGCGGCUUUUGGUUUGGCAAAAGGCCUUGCAGAGUUGACCAAUGGAUCCCCUUUGGAGUUAAAUGAUCCAGCAACCUUCUUUUCUCAUGCUGCUAUGUGUAUCUCUGAUAAUCUGCUGGUUUUCCUGUUUGCUGCUGUUGGGUUAGACUUGUGCAUGAAGUUGAGGAUUUUGAGUCCAUUCCCUUAAGAGAAAUCAGCUCAAGAGUGACACUAAAAUGUUGGUGUGGUAAAUAAAUAAACCGAACGUAUACCACACUAACCUUUUGUGGCACACUCUAAAGGUUAGUGUGGUAAAACAGAUGAAUCUGCAACAUUUGGAAAAUGGGCAUCCUUUUUCUCACCCAUGUUAGAUUGUUGUUUUUUGGUAAAUACCAAAGUUUAAGACUAUGAUAUGUUUAUUAUUCCAUUUUAGUUCAGAGUAAAGUAUAUUGUAGAAAGCAAUCUCAUUAACAGAAACUAAAUUGCACACUUUAUG
Molecule: messenger RNA, 1948 nt
Organism: Cuscuta campestris
Lineage: Eukaryota; Viridiplantae; Streptophyta; Magnoliopsida; Solanales; Convolvulaceae
Source: the annotation of a GenBank genome assembly